This is a messenger RNA of Pochonia chlamydosporia 170, 714 nucleotides long. RefSeq names its product serine/threonine protein kinase. Bases 1 to 714 code for a protein of 237 amino acids. The transcript has a single exon. The record is from RefSeq and is a predicted model, not a curated record. Lineage: Eukaryota; Fungi; Ascomycota; Sordariomycetes; Hypocreales; Clavicipitaceae. Gene Ontology annotation, molecular function: protein binding.
AUGAGCAACACUCAAGACAUAAUCGCCUGGCUGGUCCCAACGGCACGCGGCACACCCGCCGAUAAAGCAACAAAUAUCCAGGCCAACAACUCCCGCACAGUAUCAACCUCCUCAUCAAGCUACCUAUCAUCCAAGUUAUCCGAUAUUUCCAGCAAACCCCAGCGCGCUAUUCAACUGUGCUUUAGCCGAGCGCCCCGUCGACUGGGCAGUUUCGUCCUCGGCACAGAUCCCAAUUUAUGCGAUGUGGUUCUUCCCAAGAUGGCUGGUAUUUCCGCGCAGCACUGCUCGAUUAGUUUUGACGCCGAGUCGAGGCUUGUGCUGGAUGAUUUUUCGGAGAGAGGCACACAAGUCUGGUAUGACUGGGAGUGCAGCGGAGAUCAAAGAGAUUAUUCGUGGAUCUUGAGCAGCGGCAGCGCAUACGGAUUUCCAAGCACCGUUCAACGCAUCGCUAUUGAUAUACAGGGUGUGCGGUUUCAACUCGUCGUCAAUGACCACUCGGACAAUUGGGACGCAUACAAGGCCAAUGUUGAUGCGUUUUGUGAACAGCCCUCCUGGACAGAUGGCUUCACGUCAGAUUGGGAUACUGAUGUCAUGUAUGCGCAGCCGCUAUUUCAACACAUUUUCGUCAAGGGACAUGGUGGUGAGCCCACGGGGGAGAUAUAUCUCUGGGACAUGUCUCGGCCGUGGGAACCGAUGGUGAGGGCCGCUGCUUGA